UUCCUCGCCCGGACGGACGCACUUCCGGCGGAUGUGGGGGGGCAGCCCUCGGAAACGGAAGUGAGCGGCGGGGUCGACUGACGGUAACGGGGCAGAGAGGCUGUUCGCAGAGCUGCGGAAGAUGAAUGCCAGAGGACUUGGAUCUGAGCUAAAGGACAGUAUUCCAGUUACUGAACUUUCAGCAAGUGGACCUUUUGAAAGUCAUGAUCUUCUUCGGAAAGGUUUUUCUUGUGUGAAAAAUGAACUUUUGCCUAGUCAUCCUCUUGAAUUAUCAGAAAAAAAUUUCCAGCUCAACCAAGAUAAAAUGAAUUUUUCCACACUGAGAAAUAUUCAGGGUCUAUUUGCUCCACUAAAAUUACAGAUGGAAUUCAAGGCAGUGCAGCAGGUUCAGCGUCUUCCAUUUCUUUCAAGCUCAAAUCUUUCACUGGAUGUUUUGAGGGGUAAUGAUGAGACUAUUGGAUUUGAGGAUAUUCUUAAUGAUCCAUCACAAAGCGAAGUCAUGGGAGAGCCACACUUGAUGGUGGAAUAUAAACUCGGUUUACUGUAAUAGUGUGCUGUUCAUGGAAACCGAGGGCUGCAUCUUGUUUAUAGUCAUCUUUGUACUGUAAUUUGAUGUACACAACAUUAAAAGUACUGACACCUGAGAA
This is a messenger RNA of Pongo pygmaeus (Bornean orangutan), 647 nucleotides long. RefSeq names its product proteasome maturation protein (gene POMP). The record is from RefSeq and is a predicted model, not a curated record. Gene Ontology annotation, cellular component: cytoplasm; nucleus. The transcript is spliced from 6 exons. Lineage: Eukaryota; Metazoa; Chordata; Mammalia; Primates; Hominidae. The coding region runs from base 122 to 547 and encodes 141 amino acids. Gene Ontology annotation, biological process: proteasome assembly.